CUCUUCAUAAGCUUCAAGAGUUCCUUUGUAGUUAAAGAUAGAGGAAGAAAAGCCGAAGUGAUAGAAGGAUGAAGAGCAAAGUUAAAGUCAUGGAGAACUUUGUUACAGGCUGGGACAUUUGGCUAGUUAACAGCAUGUGUGCGGUUGCUUCCUACUUCUGGCACAGGCUGUGCGGUUUACUCUGCUACAGGACGAGGCGUAGAGCAUCCACUGCACCUGCCAUCAAGGUAUUUACAAGCCUGUUUGACCUGCUGAAUUAUACUUUAACUUUAAGGAAGGCAUACACUUUUUUUAUUUUCAUUUUCUGAAAGGAACACACCUAAAAUAUGAACUUUAUUUAGGUGAUACUGCUCUUUAGCAAAAGCUUUUAUUUUAAGACAUGAACUAUAUUGUACAUUCAAUAGACCUCUUUUAACUAUCUUUCACAUUUUAUCUCUUGUUUUGUAGAGUUUAUCAAAUUCAUCUUAUUGAAAUUCUGACUGAAAAAAGUAAAUAAAUAAAAGUUCAGUAGUGUCAGGACAUCACUUAACCUGCUAAAACCUGGAUAAGAUGCUUCCAGGAUUUCGGUCGACCUUUGCCAUGCUGCUUAGUAACAGUGCGUAAGAAGUUUGGACACCAAGUUGAAAACAUCUUUGGGCUGUGCUGGCAUCAAAAUAUGGUUAGUUUGUAAAGGUUUGUAAAUUUGGUGUGAUUUAAAAAUUACAAAGGUUUGUAGAAGUAGACAAGAAAUCACCUAAAACUGCAACCUGUCGCUAUAUAUUCAGCAUUCUUACAUGUAUUAUAUUUCCAGAUUGUUGCCAAUUAACACCUUAUUCAGUAUGUAAGGCAUUACAAUGGGGAAUGAAGACAAUGCUGGAGUUUAUUGUAUUCAGUGCUUACUUGGAUUUUGUUUUUACGAUGAUGGAUAGCUGUGGUUGCUUCAUGAUGGUAAUUAAAGCAAAUGCUGUGAUUAGUUUCUAAUGCACAAUAGAUCCUUUCGGCAUUUUCUGGCUUGUCUUCAGAGGGGGACACGGCAGCUGGGGAAAGACCAAGACUUAAUAACCUCCCCUGACAAUCUGCCUGUCCCCUCAAGGGAAUUUUCAAUUACGCUGGAGAAGAUAGUCGUUAAGUGUUGACUGACAAACUUUACCUGUUUAAUCUUUUAUUUUCUUGCAUUGUGAUCCUCAUAGGUUUUAUUGUUUUUGCCUCUAGCUUGCUGCUCUGAGAGUCCUAACUUUGUAGAUUAGUAGAUUAGACACAGGUUUUGUGUAAAAUGUGUGACUAAAGGUGUUGAAGUGAAUUAUUGAGGUUAUAUAUUAAACAUAAAACCAUAUCAUUAGAAUGAGCAACAGACAUUGUGUUAUUUCCAGCACUUUAUAUGUUGUUUUUAUCUUUUUGAUGUUUUUAGUUUUCUGUGAUGAGGCAAUGGUACCACACUGGUAUGAAAUGCAUUAUUCUUAAAUAAUGCAUGAGACUUUGAAUUCUGCAGAUAAGAUCCAGCUCACAACUUCUAUAACUUCAGAACUGUGCAUGUGUUUGCAGAAGUCAGCAGAGGCGUGGUGCUGCUGUGUUGUCUCAUAUCAUCACACUUCCUACAGAGCAGGCUCUCAGUCUCAGCCACUGAUAGCAAAUCUGGUGAGAGGUAAAGUUAGAUUUCCUCUUCAGUUUUUGUGCAGUUACCAAACAAAUUGGAAAUUUUAAAGCAGUUAAUGAUGUCUCACCAGUAAUUCUAUAUCUUCAAUAGGUAGAGUGUAAUCACUUUACUUUAAUAUGUAAUGGUUCAAUGUAGUUCAAUCAUGUGACUGUUUCUUUGUCAAUAGUUUAUUCUUAAAUUUUUAAGUUUAAGCACGAUUGAGUCAAUUAUGGGAUAACUUUUGCUCUUCAUAUGUCAUCGUCCAGCUGAAGGUCACUUCUGAUUCAGUAACUCGGCUCAACAUAUGGUGGAUAAUCCUCUCAGCUUUAAUGUGAUAUUGAGUAUCAGGGUUAGAAACUUGUCGUGAUGAUGUAUGCGUGUCUCUAUAUGUUACAGAAAGCAGCAUGAGGUGUAAGACAUGAGAUCAGUGGUUGUUGGUGUUUAUGAGGAGGAGUUUGUUUAGGUACAGUGAAGCCCAGUGGUAAGAGAGAUCACAUCAGACACGCCGCAGUCAGUCAGUGUUUUGGUGUGAUGAAAUCAUGCAGAGAAACAAAGUGUGAAAAAAGUGGCUUUGCUGCCAUCAAGUGGUUCAAGUUGUCAGCACUGCUGCUGUACAGCGGUUACAUCACUAUUGCAGUAAAUAUGGUGGGAAGAAUACAUUGCUGGGACAUAUGAACCUUUUUCAUAUUUUCUUUUUGGUGGUAUUACUAUUUAUGUAAAAAUGUCACUUUCCUGAGUCACUUAAACAGGUAUUUAGACUUAUAUAUGAUGGCCCUUGAUAAUUGUAUACUUGGUCUCAUUUGGGGAUUGAACUAUCGGUAACCCAAAACAGACACUAAAAUCAUUGAAUCUUGGCUUUUAAAAGGUUUUAUUUAAAAUGUCUUAAGAUGCUGUUUAGAUAAUGAAAUACUGUAUACUGUAUAUGUAAUUCUGAUUAAAAAAAAAAAAACCUUUUCAUUUGUGUCCUGUAACCAAGCUCACAAUCCUUUCAAGUUUUAAAGUAAAUACAUAUUUAUUUGCAAAAGUUAAGAGUCUGCCUCUCACCUUUCGCGUUUUCUGGAAAACUUCUUCCUGUCCUAUUGGAAUAAAUAAUGUCUGAUGUUUUUUUUUAGGGGUUUCUCUACAUGCCGAUCUUUUCCUUUUUUGAAGAUUCUACAUUAGUUUUACUCUGCAGGCUGAGCAGUCUUACAUCCGUAGGUUUUUAGGUGGCAUAUCACUUUCAAUGUGAUUUUUCAGCCUUUAAGUUUUUCUGUUUUUCCCUUAAACUGAUCAGGAUUGCCACCUGCUGUUCAAAAUAAAAAACCUUUUGUGAAUAACUGGGGCAGAAAUAUACAGUAACACAUGAUUCAGCGCUUCAAAGUGUAACAGAUACUAAAAAGUUGUUUGUUGUGUAACCUCUUUUAAUUAGGAUACUUGAGCCUUUUAUAAAAAAAUCUCGUGCCUUAUUUUGUUUCAGCGGACAUGCAUGUUGGGGUUUGGUAUAUUGAGAAACUAAAAUAUAGUUUCAGCCUAAAUGGUGGACCUUACUAAAAAAUAAAUAAAUAAAAAUCCACGUCUAUCAAAAUACAGUGACAAAAUGUGUUUACAUGCCAGGAGAAAACAUGAGAGGACGAGGAGAGAGGAGAAAUGUCUCAAACAUUAGCACGAGGAGUUGAGUUUCCCAGCUCUCACACACAUUUAAGCCCACAAGUUUCCGAGAGAAAGCAAAGCCAGGGCUGGCAGGCUGGAGUGUGUGUGAGUAGAGUCGAGUCGAGAGAGGUGACUGGACAUUGGCCACAUCGACCGCCCUGCAGCUCCCCAGGACAUUGUGUUCUCUGUUGGGGAGGUGCUGCUCCAUUUUUAACAGUUCACCUUGUCCUAGUACCUAACCAAAGUCUAACGCAGAACUUUACAGGUCAUACUACUCAACCGCAAAAAUGAUCAGUCAAAGAGAGCGGACUCUGUCUCAGCUGAAAACAUCCAUGGAGAGGUUAUAUAACACAGUCAAGUGCAUCCACUUGUAGAUACUUUACAUGUGUAAGACCUUGAAAAGUUAUUUGAAAACAAAAAUGUCCCUCAGGCAUUUUCAGUUUUCCAUUACCAUAUCCUAAUCUUGAAAGCUGUCAUCAACAUGCAUCUCCUAAUCUGCUGCCCUAUCCACCCAUUGUUAACAACAGAUGAGUUCAACAGCCAUACAUAGCCGAUGCAUUGAGUUGUUGAUUGUCUGGAAUUUAUCUGCAAGUGAUUUUCUCAUGAUUGUGUUUAUUUCGAUUUUUUUCUGUUCUUAUUGGACUUAGGAAGGCAAAGAGAGACAGGAGAGGGAAAAGAAUUGUAUGAUUAUAUUUAUAUCUCUUAUGUAUGCAUUCAGGUCCCAGUCAGACUGGACACGCUGAAGCAGUCAAACGUGAUAACCACUAUAGUGCUUUGAUGGUAUGUCAGGAUUAGUUGAAACCUACAUAAUUUAAGAUUGAAUAUCUUUGUGCCUCAGGGUUUGUAACACAAAUUAGAUUUGAAUAGAUUAAUUUCACCUCAUGGAAGGUGAUCCCCCAUUUUAAAGCCUCAGGUUUUAGUAUUUCAGGGUAGCUAGGAAUUUAGUCUCAUAUAAUGCUGUUUGAGGAAGUUAAAGCUUAUCUGUGUCUGCUUCAUUUUUUUCUUUAGCCUCAAGGCUUUGUUUUGGAUCACAGACUUGACUAUUCAACUAAUAGUUAAAAAAGAAUUACCAAAAAUAACUGUGCCAUCUUUACACUAAAGGACUGAAAAAAAUACAAGAUACAAGUCUAAUAAUCAUGGAUAUAAAGGGACGCAUGUAUUAAAGUAAAAGUUUAAUGUUUUGCUAUUUAAAGUUGUGAGGCAAUCUCCUGUAUAUCAAUUUACCUUUAAAUUUUUUCCACUCUUGGCAUCGGCUGGUAGAUGUUCAAACUGCAAGGUUGAGCAGAAUGCACACACAGGGACAUGGAAACAAUUUUAUCAUAUAUCAUAUGAACUUUCCAAACAUUCAGAUGGUUGAAACCAUCUCCAAACAUGCUAAUUGCUUUGCUGUCACAUUAACUUAACAACAUUUCCAUCAUGCACCAGCAGACAAGCCUAUGUUCCUUAGUUGAUCAGUCUGUGUGUACACAUGCUUAAUCUUGGCAAAGAAGGUGAGAGAGGAUUUAAAGUACCAGCCAUGAUGCUGUUACUUUCUUUGGCAUUAGUUUCACUGUAAAGUGAAAGCGAUACACACGCGAUAUUUGCUUUGUGUCAUUAGCAGCCGAGGCCGAGGGUCUGUUUAUAUCCCCUGCAGGGUUUGAUAACCUUAAAGUGCCCUCCUAGCCCUGAGCAAAGACAUAUAAUGUUAUUAUGCAAUCACAUUUGUGCAUGCUGACCUUUAAUGUGCCUCAAGUUAACAUGUUUACCAAGCUUGGCAUGCAGAACAUAGUUUGUUUCUCUGCUGUUACUUGCAAUUACUUAAUUUUUACCAGUGCAUGGAUAUAAAUCCAUUGUCUUAGUGCACACUCCUGCAUUUGCAAGUUGACUGUCCAUGCCCCUCAAAUUGACUCACAACAUGCAGCAAUUGACCUAUGUUGUCUGUCAUCUCUUGGAAUCCAUAGACAGGUGUGCGUGCCCCCGUGUGUCUCUCUCUUUGGGUGAUUGAUGGCUGAUUUUACACCCAUCUGUUUGUGAGACGUCAGAGUUCUUUCCGCUGUGGUAACCUUGCUCCGCUUGCAAACCCAGAUGAAAAUAAAAGUACAGGCAGGACCGUUGCACAUAGAGCUGCUCUCAUUUGCAUCAGAGAAUUUCUUGAAGAAUUUGCAGCAUGCGGCUCGGUUCCCGUCGCAAUCAGUGGUAGAGAAGUUCGCAGUCUGCAGUUGCGACUUUGAUUCUUCUAUACCUUGCCUCUCUCCUUAACCCCACUUGACUCCACUUCAUCUACAAGGCUCACUCCCUCCUCAGCGGCUGCACCCCUUAACCCAGGUUUUGGCUUGAACCAAGGGAGUGAGGCAAGAUUGGCAGGGAUCUCUGGGCUCAGUUUUCAGUCUGUGCAUCUGUUGUCAAGAGUAUUUCAUGCUUUGGAAAAUCUGGAUUUCUCUGAAGUUUAAUUAUACAGAAAUGUGUGGGAACAAAAUUAAUUUGUAAAGUUUGUAAAGAGAACUGGCGAAGACUUUGCUUAGGUAACUAAUUGUUAGUAAUCGUUCGUAGGUGCAUAGCAUUAAAUCUUCAGCUAAGCAGUGUUUACUUGGGAGUCAAAUAUUUUUAUGACUUUAGUAGUUAACAUUAACACAUGUCUGCUGCUGGAAUAAAUCACACUUAUUCUGAUUUAUAGGGAACAAGGAUUCCGCUCAUAUUACAAGAGCUAAGUUAAAACUGACCCUUUACUCACUAAUCAGUAGAUGUUUUUGACAGAAGAGUGGUCAUGGUAUAAAUCAUCUGAGCCAGCCAUCUCUCCUUUCAGCAGAGGGACUAAACAUCUUACUGUAGGUUCCCCCAGCCAGGAACCACAGGCCUCCUCCCCCACGAUGUUGAGUGCAUGUUACAGGCACUCAGGAGAUAAAGGGGGGUUUGCAUUGCAACAUGGCUCUCAUUCACAGUCAUCCACAAGCAGACAGAAAUGCAGCAGUGCCAUAAAGUUGGAGGACUUUCAGACUUCAUUUUCAGAUCUGGGAGCUGAAUUUUAAACUCUUGUAUAAUCUAUUCUUUGACUUUCAACCAACCUGUACCCUGUUUCCACUUUUGGUGCACCUGUGCAGUCCACUCAGACAUGACUGUCCGUUACAAGGACUUGUAGUAAAUGUCAUUGUAAUAGGAAAACCUGUAAAAAUGAAUGGGCUUUGUCACACACUGAAGAAAUCCGAACACAGUGACCAUUUUGACAGCCAGCAUUCGAGUGACGGAGGUGGGCUUAGCACUUAAAGGCUCUCAAAUGUCUCAUAGCCCAACUCACUGCCAAGCCCCCACCCCAAACACUUGACCCUUGCUGACGUAGGCUGUCCAUUUACAUUUAGGGACACCGGCUCACAAUACCACUUCCAGCAUGCAGAGAGGCAGGCACCAAGGAUUAGGAGUGAGAGAAACAGAGAGGGAUUUUUAAACAUUGAAGGACCUCAGUUUACAAUUUUGCAGGAUUAAAAUCGUCAUCUGGAUUGCUGUUGGUUGGGGAUUUGACCUUGAAUCACUUCUGCUCCACUGCUGUGUAUCUUUGUAUCUUAUUCACUUUGCACUCAAACUGGUAGCAUUGAAGGGUAGAGCUGGCUUCUGUUAUUGAAAAGGUCUUUUCUUCUCCACGGACACGGCUGGUCCUAUUUUCGCCUGAAUUUGGUGCUCUAACGUGAUAUUGAAAUCACUGGAAGCCAUGAGCUCCUUGUUAAAGAACAAAGUUGGAGACAACUCCAGCUUUGACCUCAUCCAGAACCGGAUUGAGUCUCUUAGCGGCAAGAUGGACAAGCUCAUCAACAUUCAAGAAAAAGUCCUUAGCCGACUGGACGGCAUGUCUCAAGACAUUGAUUACAUAGAACAGGAUAUGGAGAACCUGAAGGUGGACAAGGAGGAGAUCCAUCUUCCACCCAGGAUGAUGAAUCAGACCCAGGUGACGAUGGGGCGAGAGGUGAGGGAGAUCUGCCAGGAGAUGAGCACCAUAAUGUCGGCAGUGAACCAGCGGUCCGAGCAGCAGGCUCAGAAGCUGGAAGGGAUGGAGAAGUUGGUCCUCAGCAUGCAGCAGGUGAUCAGCUUCAUCGGGGAGACGGUGAAGAGCUCGAAGGUUAUGGAGCUGAUGUUUAAAGGCCCUGCAGCUCGGAAGGGCUUGAAGUCCAAAGACAAUAAAGGCAAGCAAGCCGUGAAGAAGAAAUCGUCUACUGACACAAUAGGCAAGAAGCCUGACAAGGUGAGACCUACAUAAAGAAAUAUCUUUGCUUUAUAUUUGCCAUGAAUGUUUGAGCAAAGAGUAGAUUUUGUUUAGAGUUGUAGAGUUUCAUUUUUUGAAGGUUAACAUUCGAAAGUGUGAGGUCUUUAGAUGUUUCCUGGUCUUGCUGGUCAUCCAUCACGUUAAACGUCUAGUCUUGUUCUUGUCUCUGUUGCAUAACGUGCGAUAUUUUCUCAAUUUGACUUUGGUUUCGUCGAUCUGGCAGAGAGUCCCUUGUUCUUGCCAGAUCAUGUGAAAAUGAUCCUGGCGGCAACGCUGUUCGGUCCAUCACUUCUUUGGCCGCUGAAUGUUACUUGGCCUUUGCCUUAAAUACCAUGAGGGUACCAGGUAGUGUCUGGGAUUUGGCAUGUUUAUACUUUCCAACUGCUGAUUGAAGAUGAAGCUAUUAAGAAAGCUAAUUUAAAAGUGAUAUGUAAGAUCCUGCCAAAUAAAUAAAUCACUUAUAUAAAUGUUCAGAUGUUACUCAGAAUUAAUAGUUGCUGGAUCUCUACCCAACCUGAGUAAAACAUGGCCUCCUCGGCAUGAGGGGACCCCCGACAGGGCACGAGAGAGUCGAAGUGAGGCCAGAGGUGAAAUGUGAGUGGCUCGGUUUAGAAACGCUGUUUUUGGAUCAGGGUUGCAGUGUUUGUGAUCUAAAGGUCUGUAACCCCUUUGGCUCAGCAGGAGUCGGGUUUCAAAGAAUUGUGAUGAGUCAGUCUUCCUCCUGUUCUCUCUUUGCAACUUCCUCCAACAAUGAACAGUGAAGGCCGUGCGUCUUAAGCUCAGUCACCUCUGGUUACACUCAGUUUAAACACAGGUGAUGGAAUUUACUGCCAAAAGUCUCUGCCAUGUGCUUCUUUGCAAAUAACUGAACUUCCUGCGGCGCAAAAUAGCUCUUCGUAAAGUUUUACUGGAUGUCCCGCUGAUAAGGCUGUCACAGAACCUUUGAUUUAGCAGUUCCAGUAAUGACUCUGUAUAACCUGGCAUGCUGUGUUUUAGGAAUUCCUAGUACUGCCUCAGAAAAAUAAAUACGCCAAAAACUAUUAACAUGUGGCUGUAAUUGUUCUUAUGAAUUCCAGGUUUUUACAUCUUUUAUCUCUCUAACUUUGAAAUACCCCUUGACUCUGAAGUUACCUCCUCCCCAUAUUUGAGUUUUUUGCUUUAUUAUGCAACCAUAAGAUAAACCACGACCAUAGAAAAGGUCACUUAGCGCUGCACUCACAGACCUGACACACGUUAUCACCAGUCUCCCAACACUUGAAGAGGUAAGAGUCUCUUUUCCUCUCUGACCAAACACAGUGCAAACUCACCCAUGUGCCACUGACGUCAUGUGGCGAGUUUUCAUCGCACACUUGCAGAGAUAUUUUCGUACACGGUGUAGUCCAUGUGUUUGUCUUCAUAUUUAUGUUAGAUUGAGAUGUGACUUUGUGAACACCAGCUGAUUAAAAGGUUUGGAUCCCUGUUUUACAGCUGGAUAAUAUCCCAGUGAUUAAUGACCACAUGCCAACCCAACGGCUCAUGUGUGACUCACAUUUCAGGGAGUUUCUGCAGUCCUUGGAGCACCUGUCAGGUGCCUGCCCCGUCUUCCUCCACUUCUAGAGGUGUGAAAUAUCCAACGAGUAGUACCUGUUACUAUGGCCUCCUCACGCUUUCUCCAAUCACCCAAUCAGAGUGUUGAACUUCGGUAAACACAGCUGUCACCAGGGAAACACUGCACUAGAAAUAUCCCCCCGUGCUGUUUACCUCACGACAGCAUUCAGAGGACAAAUGUGAGACCCUGGGGUUCAAGACAGGUUUUUCCAUGUCAACCUGAUCACAGAGUGUUUAGUGAGUUUCCUCAGCUGAGAAAUUUGUACAACAGCCUACGGUCCCUUGUAAUAUUUUCCGCUCAGGGGGGUUGGCAUUGCAUUCCAUCGCCGAGUGCGACAAGUGAUAAGCUAUAAAUUCACCGCCCUGCUGCUGUCUAUCCAUCUGCUGUGAAUAAUCAAAGGCAUGCCAUCAUACACGACAGUCUGCGCAUGGAGACAGGCGAUAAAUGUGCUAAUAUGUAAGCUGGGGAAAAGUGUGCCAUUUCAUCUUCAUUUCAUCCUUCCAUCCCUAAUUUUUUCAUAAAUCACUCAUUUGUCUGGAGUUAUUUUUAAUGUUUAUGUUUUGUCCAUUAAGUGUAACUCUAACUUCAUCAAACCACCCUGUCAGUGUGAUCCCAUUGAAUCAUUAAUCUCAUUUUUGAUUUCUUUACUGUGUUGUCUAUUUUAAAUAAGACCCUAACUUCAUUGAAUCAAUCUAAUGCUGUCAUUUUAUCAGACUGAACUGCUUCUUUAAUUUGUCUUUUUCUUUUGUCGUGUCGUGUUUGACUCUUAAAUUUGUCUUGAUGUUAUUUUUCCUCCACUUUGUGUGCAGUUGUGUAACCCUACUAAGCAUUGCCAUCUUGUCUUUUCACUAGAAACCUACCUCUAAUAAAGCCAGUAAAGGGAGUAAGGAGAUAAUUCCUGCAUGUGAGUCCGGUUCUCCUCAGCCUGCUCACAAGAUAAAGCUCCAUGGACCAAAGCAUUUCCUGGCCUCUCGGAAAUGUGGAAACUUUGUAGGUUUAUUGUGCUUAUGGACUGUACGUAUUCAGGAAUCAGUCUUUUUAUUAUUAUUUCUAAUAAACCCUUAACACUUUGGUGUGCUUUGCUUGUCUUGCUUCAGGCUGGCACCUUAUUCUUAGUGUUUUAAUCUCACUUUCUAUCUUGCGAAUAUCACUCUUCUAAUUUUUCUGACAAGUUAAAACUAAAAAAAGGAAAACUAGUCGUCUCUUUUAGUCAAACUUUAGAGCUUUGGGUAGUCCUGAUUUAACCAAGCCUAAGUGUUGCCAAGUUUUGGUGGAAAAGAAUAACAUAGUAUUAGAAAUAAUGUUUGAACUUAGGUAAUCUCUUUGAGAAAUGUUCAACUCUAAUAAUCAGAUGCUCUGGACGUGUGUUUUCAUACUUUUUAUUGGUGUUUUCCAGCUUAAGGACCAUAAAGGUAAAGAUGGGACAGAAAAGCCCUGCCUGAGCCCAAAGGGUCUGAAAACUCAGAAGAAGAUGAAGCCCCCAGAUACAACAGGUGUUAAAGAAACACAUUUAGGAACAUUUACUUCAUAAGAAUUUUCUUCUUUAGCGAAAUGAUGAAUAACUGACAGGCUCGUAAAGACUAAAAAUAAAUUCUCUCUGGGUAUUUUGUAGAAAAUAUCUCUGUAAAGAAGCAGACGUUACUCCUGGAAGAGGUGCAGAAACUGAAUAGGGAGAACAAGGAGAAAUCAGGUCAGCAGCUGAGCCCUGGAUUACUAGACCUUGAGGCUGGAGUUUCCCCUAAAGAUCAACAACCUGACACCCCUGCAUGCAACCUGGUGGACUUCCUGCGUGAGGAUGCCAAAGUGACUGUUGCUGAGGAAGAUCAGGCUGAGCAGGCAGUUACCGAGGAUGAAGAGGAGGUGGAGGAGGAGGAGGUGGAGGAGGAAGAGGUGGUAAAUGAUGCAGAGAAGACACCAAAGCUUGAGGAGAAAGAGGAGGAGAAACCCGCAGAGCAAGAAGAAAAGAAAUACGAGGUUUCUGCCCCUGCUGAGGAAGUAAUCAAAGCCCCAGAGCCCCCUGAAGAGAAAAAAGAGAAGACUCCUCCGAGGUAAUCUCAUACUGUUGGUAUUUACUAUUAUGGUUUAUAAGUGGGUUCAUUCAUAAAUUGAUGGUCAAAAUGUUAGUCUGUAGAUUUUUAUGGAUAUCAGGCUUACCAAUGAAACUGAUAGAAAAACUUAAUGAAUGAACUGACAGUCUUUCCUCAUGUCAUUUAUGAAUCUUGUGGCUGCUAUAGCAAUAAAAAAGCAAUCAAAUUUAAAUGAGAUUGUUAGAUAAGACUUUUGAAUAUCAACAUUGUUUUUCUCAGUGUUUCAGAGGCAAAUCCUGGCAAUCAGUUCCCAAUGGUGAUUAAUGAGACCCUACAAAACCUAAAGCCUGAUAGACAUGAUAUUUACUUUUGCUGUACUUAUCCUUGGUCUUCAAUACACACUGAAUUUAUUUCAAUUAUUUAAGCAUCUCACUGGUAUUGUGACUUGGUGUUUGACACAAACCGUUUAAGUGUGCAUAUACCAUCAAUAGUUAUUAUCACUCUACAUAGGAAGGUGUGUGAGGGGUCAUGAUUCUCUUAGUAACCCAGACCCAUCUGCGUCAGAGAAAAGACUCUAAAAGUUCAGUCUCCUUCAUUAUAAGAUAAAAAAGAAAAAAAGCUUUUAUAUACCAGAAACUGUAAAUUCAGCUACCUUUACAGUAUUUUUAGUAAAGCAGGACAAGUUGUAAUGAAACAGAAGAAAACAUAAAACUAACAAGCUUAUCUCCAACAGUGAUGAGAAAAAUGCCACCUCAUCAACUGGGAUUCAAGAGCAGGUAUCGGAAGUCAGCAUCACAAGUACAAAGUCCUUUGUGACCGAGGAACACUUUGUUGUGGAGGAACACACGAGCAGCCAGGUCGUUGAGCUGGUAGGAGAGAAAAAGGAAGACGAUGAGGAGCACGAACAGAGGCCGGGGUCUGAAGGCUGGGCCAUCUUCAAGGCAGAUGGGGUUGAAAUCAAGUUUGAUCUCAAGCAGGCGUUGGAGAGAGAGAGAAAGGAGAUGGAUGCAAAGGAGGAGGAUGAGGAGGAUGACGACGACGACGUUGAGCGGUACUUUAUCGGUGAGUCUACACUUCUCAACUCGAGUCAUGACUUUUAUGUACGCAGUUAUUGUUAUUGAUUUUUACUCAUGAAAAAGUGUCCACUGUGAGCGAGGCUCAGAAGAAGUUGAAUCAUAACAACCUCCACACGCCUGUUAGACAUCCUGCUUGUUUGUGUGGCUUUACUUGAGUUCAUGUAUAAAUCAACUAAUGGAUAUUAAGGACACAACUAUAUGAAUUUGUAUAUUUUGUCUGGUAAUCCACCAGAAACUUGAUAAAAGAAAACACUUUUAAAUUGAUGUUAUUAAUUGUGUUUUCAGUAUUAUGGUGAAUAUUAUGUUAAAACAAACAAACAAACAAACAAACAAAAAACAAAAACACCCAAAAACAAAAAAACAAAAAAACAAACAAACAAACAAAGAGAUUGCAUCAUAUUGCAUCAACUGGAUGAAAGAAAACUCUUUAAGAUUGAUGUUGUUAAUUGUAUUUUUAGUUUUUUUUUUUAUAAAAAUAAAAAAUAAUCUAAGAAAUUCCAUCAGAUUUCAUCAAGAUCAGAUUUAUAGCCAAGCAUUUUUUUUUUUUUUUACAAUUCAAGGAAACUGUGUUUGCUUUAGAGUGCAUAAAAUAGACAUGUAGAGAGACAUGACAUUAAGUAAACAAAUAUAAAAAAUAUUGAAUUUAAACUAAACUUUACUAUGACUACCUUUGAAUAACUAUUUAGCAUACAGAAUUUAAAAAAAUGUGUUAUAAAAAAUAUAAAAUUAUGCCCACAUUAUUUGAUUUCAAAGUUUAAGAGCUGUGCAGUUAUGCAGAAUUGACCAAAAUACUGUAAAAUUUAGACAGGUAAUAUUUUUUCACUGUACCAAGGGCUGAACAUGUCCAAAAUAUUUUAAUUUUGCAACAAAUUUUCUAUUUUUAUGUUCUAUGAUUAAAAAAGAAGAGAAAAAAGAUCAAUAUUGUCAGCAUCCUUGAAAAAAUUAAUAAACUGAUAAAUAAGAAGAAUAGUGUUUUUUUAAGCUAUACUGUGUGUACUGAAUGCUUUCUUGUCAAAGAUGCCAGAGAACUCAGUCGGUACAGUGUUGUAGAUAAAGCUCGAGGAGUCUGGCGCAGUGACAUCCUGCAGUCUGAGUGCCAAAGCAGGGUCGCUCCUCCGUAAUAUUUAGACAACACUUGCUCCUGGUUGAUGUUUAUCAUAGCAAGUUAAUGCACAAUGUGCUAACUUGAUUAUAGCAUCCAUGCAACCAUUGAAAAGCCUCACUGUAGCUGAUUAACAAUGAAGCCCCCCUGUGUUGUCACAUUCCUGUUAACUUAUUAAAACAGAUCGUAUCUUUUUUCUUCCCUCUCAUCCUACUUUAGACACCAGCCCUCCUCCGUCGGCUCCUUUUAAUCACCGCAUCGUGUCUGCCAAGCCCAACCAGAUCAACAACUUUUACACCAUCAACUGGCAGGAGGUCCUGGGCGGGUGAGUGACACAUUUUGAAAUUCUCAGAGUAAUGUGGAAAAAUAAAAGCGAUUGACGAACAGUUGAUGUUUGGUGGAUCAAAGCGCUUCUCAAUUUCCAUAAAGCCUAAUUGCGUAACCCUUCCCCCUCUCCUCUACCCUGGUCCAUAACUUUAAAGUCACAGCAGUUAUUUUUACCUUGGGCCUGAGUGGUAUGUGAAACUGUAUCCCUGGUGCCAGCUGGUAGCUAAUCACUAAGUGUUAAUCCUACUCUUCAAAGAGGAGACACAGAGCAGCUCAGAUUUAAUGAAAUAACAGAUUAAGCAACACUGUCCAACUGUAAAAUUUCUUCUCGGGGAAGAUCAGUUUUUGAUUUGUCAUGGAAACAUAAAACACCAUUACCAGACUGCUUCGAUUUUAUAUUUGAGAUAACAGGGGAGUGAGUCUGCAACUCUAUAUUUGUCUGCAUCUCUUCACUCUAUCUUCCAGGGGCCGCUUCGGUCAAGUGCACAAAUGUGUUGAAAACUCUUCUGGUCUUACGUUGGCGGCAAAGGUCAUCAAAGCCAGGAGUGUCAAAGAAAAGGUAACAUUCACAAGAAGAGAGUUGUUUUGUUUUAUUCAACAGAGGGAGAUGUGGUUCAUAGAUAUAUAAAGAGCAGAAGCUCAGUAACAAUUUUUAGGACAUACUAAUGCAUGACGAGGCCGCUUGGAACAGGAGCAGAGGGAAUACUUCUCACUUAGGUGAGAAAUAUUUGACCUACAAGAGAAGAUGCAUUGUCUCAUAACAGAGGACAGCUGACACCUCUCAUCGUGUCAGUGCAUGCUUGCUCGCUUGUCUGUGUGUCUGUGUGUGUUUAAAGCCUCCCCGGCUUCUGAAUCUGUCUGUCUGUCUGUGUUUUUGGUAGGACGUGGUGAAGAAUGAGAUCCAGGUCAUGAAUAAUCUGGACCAUGCCAGCUUGAUCCAGCUCUACGCAGCUUAUGAGUCAAGGAAUGACAUCAUCCUUGUACUUGAAUAGUAUGCUCCCCCCUUUUUCAACUCGCACAUUUAUCUCUGCUCGCAUAUUUAUCUGCCGUCCAAUUCUGUCAAAUCAAUCUUAAUUUAAAAUGCAUUAAAUUUGAAGUUUCUAACGUUGAAUUUUAUCCACUAUCUCUGACCUUAGUGUUGGAGGAGGGGAGCUUUUUGACAGGAUCAUUGAUGAAAACUACACUUUGAUGGAGCUGGACGCUGUGGUGUUCAUCAGGCAGAUCUGUGAGGGCCUGCAGCACAUGCACAAAAUGUACAUCCUGCACUUGGACUUAAAGGUGACAAACAAACAAGUUCUCUUAUAUUUAUUAAAAUAUCAAUCUCAAAUUCUAAUCAGUCUUUCUUUUUUUUUCCUUCAGCCAGAAAACAUUCUGUGUGUGAACAGAGUCACAAAUAAGAUCAAAAUCAUCGACUUUGGUCUCGCAAGGAUGUAAGUAGAAAUAGGUGCUCUUGUUUUUACACUUUUAUUCACUUCUGUAAUCAUAGCAUGAACAUCCAUGAUAUUCCCACCUAGAUAUAAACCACGGGAGAAACUGCGAGUGAAUUUUGGCACACCAGAGUUUCUGGCUCCAGAAGUUGUCAACUACGACUUUGUGUCAUUCAACACCGACAUGUGGAGCCUUGGAGUCAUCACCUACAUGCUGUAAGAGAACAUACUAAUGCAUGCACACACACAAACAGCAUGAAGCAGUGUUGAUGACCCCGUCUUUUUUUAUCUUUAUUCAGUCUAAGCAGUCUCUGUCCUUUCCUCGGCGAUGAUGAAAAUGAGACGCUGAAUAACAUCUUAGCCUGUAAGUGGAGCUUUGAGGAGCAGGAGUUUGUGGACACGUCUGAAGAAGCCAAGGACUUCAUCUCCAAACUGCUGAUUGUAAAUAAAAGGUAUUCAUCCUCUCAUUCUGUUGAACUGCAAUACUUUGUUUAUUUUUUUAUUUUUUUUAUUGGCUAUAUGAUAAUCAUGAGUUGUUGUGUUUGUCAUCAGCUGGAGGAUGGGAGCAGCUGAAGCAUUAAGACAUCCUUGGCUAUCUGACACAGGUCUCCAUCAUUGUCUUUAUACUAAGGUAAAGUACACAGCAGUAACUUUUAUCCAUAUUAUAAGUAAUGUAUCAGGGUAGUUGUGAGGCUUUAAUGCAUGGCUUUUGAAAUUAUAUGAAUGUGACCAAAAUUCAACUCUGUUUCAUCACAAUAUAUUUACAAAUUUAUUUCAUACUUUCUGAAGCUUAUGCCAUUUGACAUAUUUUCCCAAGACUCUUAGUUGUAUAAGUGAUAUUAAAUUAUUGUACAGUAUGAAUGAAUGAAACAUUUAUUGAAUUUGGAUCAAGGAGCAAGGGGAGAUUAUCAGCAAUAAAAAACAGCCCAUAAUAAACGUUAAAUAAAGCAAUUAAAAAGUAAAGCAUUGCAUGGCUACUUGUGAGAAAUAUCAAGUAAUAAGUAUAAUAAAAUUAUAAAUAAAUUAUAAAUUAUAAAUAAACUUUAAAUCUAAAUAAAUCAUUAAAAUAAAUCAAUCAAUAAAUAAAACAAUUUAUAAAUAAAUAAACUUAAAAAUAAAAUUAUUUUUUUUCUUACUAAGUGUAGCAUGAGGGUUCAGACUGUCUGUUUGCAGGCUGGAUGAAGGGUGUGAUGCCUCCUUUGGUCCACGUCAGUGAAUGCACCCUGUAAUUAAAAGUAUAUACUCAGACUAGAGGGGGUGCUGUGGGUCUGUUGUGACUUUUUGAGCCAAAUCCUGUAUUUAAACCACAAAAUUACAGGAAUGAGAUCAUGUGAAUUGAACGAGACUACCUUAAAUUAAAAGGGGAAUUGCCCUUUGAGAUUGUUUCUGUGAGUAACUAUUUGUUUUAUUUAUUUAUUUUUGUUUUAUUUCACAGAAAACUAUGUGCAGAUCACGGCGGUCUUCGUGCGUGCCCACCACUGACAGUUAAGGUUGGUCUUCAGUCUUGUCUUUUAAAUAUGAGAAAACCCUCAAAAUAGAUAUCAGUUUUUUUAAGAACCUCCACAAGGGGGAGCCAUGUCCCAGAUUUUAGAUACAGGGCACUCAGCUUCUGCUUGUUACAGCAUGUUACACAGAAAGAGUAACUUUAGCCUCCUGGGAUUGAAUCAUCACAUUUUCUUUUCUUAGGGCUACGAUGAGGCUCCAGCUGUGGCCGAUUGGACCAACGCUCCUGUCCAUGUAAAUAAUCCACAUCAGUUGGGACACCUAAAGGUGGCAUGGGCAGACACUCUGUUUAUCUCAUAAACCUUUUCCUGAUAUAUUAUUCACUGCGUUGUUUUGAUGUAAGAAAUAUACCAACACUACAGACAGAUAAACAAAAGCUUUGUUCAACUGAGAUGUUCAAUUAAUUUAAAGUGUUGUGUUUUUUUUUUCUCCAUGAGAUACAAUCACUGUAGAAUCUGAUGAGUGUAAUGUGACAACAAACAACAACGUCUCACUUAAGUAAUUCUGAUAAUAUUUGACACAAACUUUAGGAAAUUUAACAGGUUCUUGUUAUAACAAGAAAAGAACUAUUUGGAGUUCCUCUCUCUCUUUUAUUUAUGGCAAUUCAUCAAACUGGUGCUACUGUCAUAAUGUGAGCUAGCUGUUUCUUCAUAUACUGUUGUUUGUUUGUUUGUUUGUUUUUUUGCACCUUUGCUUUUAAAUAUCUAUCUACUUCAUGUUGAAAUAUUUACUUAUCGAGCCGUAGUCAUUUAUCUCAAAUGAAAUACACUGGGGAACUAUCUUUUUGCUGCUGUUUUCCUUUCGUGUUUAUAGAUAGAAACAUACCUCAGCUUCUUUCUCAGCACGGUUCCUGUCGUGUGUCUGUUUCGUUGUGUCCCAUCUCAUAUACAAAUAAAAUCAGAUACUACUUUUUUUUUCCACUGUAAAUAACUACCAAGCAGUAGAUCAGAGAUCAUACUCUCUGAUUUUUAAGGGGAUGGACACCAUGAAGUAGCUUGAUUUGUAUUGUGCAUACAGGCAUAGUGGAGUUGUGCGGUCGGUGUCAUGGCUGUGGUAUGUGCACUUUAUGAUUGUAUUUAUUUAACAUGGUUUAUUCACAAAACUACCACAGUUUUACAGUAUUUCCUGUCUACUCCUUCUUUGUCCAGUUGUUUAUGUAGAAAUCAUAUUUUUACUUUGUAACCGAUGGUUCACCCACACAGUUAAUGUCUUAUCAAGUGUAUUAGUUCACUUCUUGCAUGUCUUUAUAUUUUCACGUUUUAUCUGCUAUUAUAGCUUCAAUGCCAUACAUUGAGUUAUACGUUUUUUUAACAUGUUUUUUUAUGAACUGUAUGCUUAAGCUGUCACACCUCUAGCUGCAUAUUUAUGCUACUGUAGAUGCCUUUUCCACAAAGCAGUAUUUUGCCUUCUGUGAAGGCCCAUUAGUAAUACACUACCUACCUUAUGCUGCCUGAGUCAAAAACACUAUUAGUACAACAUAAGAGGUUUUUAUUUGAACUUAAUGAAUGUAUCGGUAACUGUCGUUGAUCACAGAGUGUUAUAAAAGGAGUCCUCACUGAGUUUUGACAUUUUUAAAUCCAGCAUGUAUUUGUGAAGUGUGAACACAUCC
This is a messenger RNA of Xyrichtys novacula (pearly razorfish), 18128 nucleotides long. Lineage: Eukaryota; Metazoa; Chordata; Actinopteri; Labriformes; Labridae. The record is from the annotation of a GenBank genome assembly.